Molecule: messenger RNA, 845 nt
Organism: Pimephales promelas (fathead minnow)
Lineage: Eukaryota; Metazoa; Chordata; Actinopteri; Cypriniformes; Leuciscidae
Gene: bhlha9
Product: basic helix-loop-helix family, member a9
Biological process (GO): developmental process; regulation of transcription by RNA polymerase II
Molecular function (GO): DNA-binding transcription factor activity, RNA polymerase II-specific; RNA polymerase II transcription regulatory region sequence-specific DNA binding; protein dimerization activity
Source: RefSeq, a predicted model, not a curated record
GAACGAUGACACUGGAAACAGUCUGCGGGUUCUCCAUGGCGAGCAGAGGAAGCUUCACCGGCUCCGAGUUCUCCGAGGAGGACAGCAGCGACGGCAGCAGCCUGACCGGGUGUUACCCCAACGCCACCCUCGGCGAGCUGGACGAGAGACAGAGCAAGAAACGCAGCAGGCCGGUGCGCUCCAAAGCACGCAGAGUGGCGGCCAACGUGAGAGAGAGGAAACGCAUCAUGGAUUACAACCAGGCCUUCAACGCGCUCCGAGUGGCUUUGCAUCAUGACCUGGGCGGGAAACGUCUGUCGAAGAUCGCCACGCUCCAGAGAGCCAUCAAUCGAAUCUCUGCUUUGUCUGUGUUUCUCACCAACAACCCACCGGCGAGUUCAGGGAAGCCCUGCGGACACCUCGACUGUCACGGCGCGGAGCCGUCGCCAUCGCAAAGCUUCCUAUCCUGGCAUCAGCCGCUCACCCACCACAUCCAAAACCCAUUGCACAGACUGUCCUCCGAGCAGCACGUGAUUACGGGCCCUGCUUGUCCGCCGUCCCCUCACUACCCGUGUUUCUCCGCUGACGCCCAGCUGUACCCACCUUGCAGCGUGGCGAACCCACCCAGGUACGGACGGAGAGGGGAUGUCGGGGCGUAUCAGCCAGGGGUUUGGGGCUCUUGUGGCCCGAAUCAUAUGGACAAUUACGGGGACACGCUCCUGCCCUGGCACAUGGGUUACCUACAGGACGCUGGGCCUCAACACGGCUACAACACACUGUGAUACACACUCACGAGAACGGUCAACGGCAUCACCUGGAAACAGGUGCAUUUCUGUGCUCACUGUACAUAUAAAUGUUAAUUGCAU